This is a messenger RNA of Labrus bergylta (ballan wrasse), 2094 nucleotides long. NCBI's taxonomy places the organism in Eukaryota, Metazoa, Chordata, Actinopteri, Labriformes, Labridae. The record is from RefSeq and is a predicted model, not a curated record.
UAUUCUUAACAACAAUAAUGACAAAUGAAGUCUGAAUAUUUCAGUCCUUUACUAAUCCUAAACAGACAGGUGCACUUUUUAAACUCUUUUGUAUUCUUUCUACUGUUUAUUUUAGAGCCAGAGAAGAAUCUAGGUAUGGGUGAGGAAGCAUCGACUGUCCCACUCACAGAUCAAUCCUCUCCUACUCUUGCCAACUCAAGUCCCCCAAAGACUGAGAGAGGUCCAGAUGAGGACCUUAAGGACCCUGCUGGGGGUCAAAAGAACGGGUCUGACUCAGAGAAGGUCAAUGAAGACACUCAAGAUGAAUCUGACUCACAAACUGAUCCAUCAGAACCUGUUGGAGAUCCAGAGCAACCAGAAGGUAACCUCAAAGAGAAGGAAGACAACAUUGAGAAGGAUAAAGAACCUCAACAGCCUCAAAACAUAACAGAGCCAGAGAAGAAUCUAGGUGGGGGUGAGGAAACAUUGCCUGAAUAUUUGGCCCAAGAUAAUAAUGAGAUCCUGAAUGUGUCUUCAUCUGAUGACAGAGGAGACAAAGAUCCUGAAGAAGAUCAAACCUCUCCUACUCUUGCCAACUCAAGUCCCCCAAAGACUGAGAGAGGUCCAGAUGAGGACCCUGCUGAGGGACAAAAGAACGGGUCUGACUCAGAGGAGGUCAAUGAAGACACUCAAGAUGAAUCUGUCUCACACACUGAUUCAUCAGGUACGCAACAGAACAGAAAUUAAUCAGACAAAUCCUCUGUGAACAAGUCGUCCAGUGUUCCUCAUGAGGAAGGUUCAAAUACGACAUCACAAGAGCGAGAAUCUGCCACGCCAAAGGAAGAAGAAUCCACAGAAGAAGCUAAACCGGUCAAACUGGUUCCUCCAGCUGAAGAAACAUCCAAUUUAAUGAGUAAUGGAGAAGAAAUAGAUGAGAAACAGCAUUUAGCCGACUCAACAGAAGUGAACACCAGCAACACUGUCACAUUAAAAAAGGCUUCAGACACUCCACAUGCAGAUUCAGAGUCUGAGGGGCAGAGCAGGCAGGACUCAGGUGAGACGGGGGGGGCAGGCAGAGGCAGAUCAAGGUGAGGGGGGAAAUGAUGAAGAUAAAGAAGAGGAUCAGGGUGGUCCAGAAGAUGAAAAGUCAGACGAUGAGAGCACUAGUGAGGAUAAAGACAAACAACAGAAAGAUGGAGUGAUCGCUUAGGCCUUAGGAGAAAAUAUGUGGCAACAGAAAGUGAAGAAGUAAGUCCUCUAUCUCUUUAUGUUACAUGUUUGUUUUUUGACAUAUUUUGUAGGAAGAGACGCCCACAGUACCAGAAGAUUAUCUCAAAGAAAACAAGUUUUUCAUUUGCACUAGUUGUUACCUUUCUUUCCUUUUUUUUAAAUUAAUAACUUCAUUAAUAUUAUGAAUGUUUUGUGUGACUAACUGAAUCCUACAUGUAUUUUUUUAAAGAUGUUUCAACUAAUAAUGCUUCAUGAAUGUUUUUAAAAAUAAGAUAAAUGUUUAUUUAAUUAUUAGUUUAACAGCACUAAUGUUUCUGAUGUCAUGCUCAAACCUUUUGAGGUAACAUGAGAGACACGACAAGGAACAGAAAAAAAACACUGUUUUUAAUCAUUAGACAAACUUUGUGGUGUAAUGGAAUAAUAUACGACUUAUUGAACAUCCAGCUACUGUGUCAAAGAAUCUGAUCACACUGAAGGUGUAUUCAUAAAGAAUGUUUCAGUCAGAUAUUUGUAUUAACUUGUACUGCCAUUUAUUUUUAAAGGGACGAGUUUGUGUCUGCUAAUGAAACUGCUGUGAGGAUAAUAUUUGAAGAUUUCUCAGAGCUCAGGGUAUAACUGUCACGACUUUUUGUGCUUUCUUGCAUUAAAUUAGGCGCUUUAGGGAACAGCAGUAUAAGUUUUUAUGAUGAAUGUUUUCCAUUGGUCAUUGAACUGAUUAUUAAAAGCUAAUGUGAUUAUUCUAUUUACUGUUUUCUCUCUUAAACGCUCACUCACUUACUUUUCAAGAAAUGCUGUAAUGGUACUGUACAUUUGGUCAUUUUAAAGCUUUGAGUAAUGAAAAUGAUUUACAGUUUGAAAUGAUUGUUGUAAAGAAACAUAAAAUCA